Messenger RNA from Xylaria bambusicola, 862 nucleotides. RefSeq lists its product as uncharacterized. The record is from RefSeq and is a predicted model, not a curated record. Bases 69 to 416 code for a protein of 115 amino acids. NCBI's taxonomy places the organism in Eukaryota, Fungi, Ascomycota, Sordariomycetes, Xylariales, Xylariaceae. The transcript is spliced from 3 exons.
UAUCGAAAACUCGAAUUGACAGUUAACCUCAACCAAAGUUCAAAAUAAAUACACAAUUUAUUUUUACAAUGUUCUCCAAGUCUGCGGGCCAGAUAAUAGCGCGAAUGCGCAACCGGAAAUUAUCAGCGAGCCUAAUCCCGAGGUCUGGCCUCCAAGUGCGGGCGCGCUUCUCAUCGACGCAAGCGCCCAACGAGCCCAGACCAACAGGAUCUCUUGAUCACAAGAACUUCUACAAGACCUUCGGCCGCCCCAUCGCCAAGGUCUUCUUGAUGGCCAUUUUCACAUACCAGCUGGCGUACUACUUCUGGGUGCGCCUGGAACAGAACGAAAUCCGAUCCGAGAUGCAGGCCAUCAUAACCGAUCUCGAGACGAGGAUAGAAGCGCUCGAGCAAGCGAAGACGCAGAAGAAGCGAUAAUGAUGAUAUUUUCAAGAUGUUAAUGAUACCAUGAGCCUAUGAGACGCGCCGAGGGACGAUUACGAUAUGAAUUGUUGAGUUCGCGGUUACAAUGCUCGUCAUGAACAGUUGAACGUGGCUAGAAAGCUGCUAUAUGCGGAAACAGCAGCGCCUCGGCUUUGCCUGCCUUGUCUUGCUGCUAGAUUUUACAGAUGACAGGAGGCUCGAUAUGCCCACGAAGCAAGCAAGCUUGUUAGGGCAUAUCUAGAUCAACGGUGCCUAUAUUGGCCAUCGAUGUCAACAUGACCAACUGCGCACUUGUGUUAAGGAGGCGCUGUGCGGGUAUGUCCCGCACAGGCGACAGGCAAGACGAGUGUCCUGUAUCAUGAAAUGACAUCAGUCGCAUUGUAGAGAUCAGCCACCUAGUAAGCUAUAUCCCCAUGAGAACACACAUAAAUCUCAUUAUA